GGAGGGGGACGGCUACAGGCGGGGCCUGUCGGUGGCCGGUGCGGAGAGGGACGAGCGCUGCCGUGGUAACCACUGCCGCUCCCCACCAGCUUCAGACAGGAACCGGUGGGGAGCAUCCUGCAGCUGGGGACGGGGAUGGCUUCAGCGCAGUUGAGAUGACUGCAGGAGCGGAUUCCGAAUCGGGACGGGAUGCCGGGAGAGCGGGACUUGUCUACCUGCUGACUGGCGGCAGCGGCUUCGUGGGGCGGCAUCUGGCUCGGAUGUUGGCGGAGAGAGAACCGGACCUGAAAGAACUCCGUGUCCUCGAUAUAACGCUGGACCCAGAGUUACACUCCCUCAACUCAGGUGAACCGGGGCUGGGGGAGAGAGACACAGACAGGCAUAGAGGGCGAGGCACAGAGAGAGAGAGGGGAGCGAGAGAGUCACAGACAGAGAGAUCGGGAGACAGUGAAAAACUAGAGAGAAAAAUAGAGAGAGAGAGAGAGAGAGAGAGAACUGGUGUGUAUGGAGAGGGCAACCCAAUCAUGGAGAACUUGUACCGAACGGUGAUGAGAUUCGGUGGAAAGAGGCUACGCUUGGCUGACAAAGACAUCGAGCACGGCCGUGUAUAUGUGGGGAACGUGGCGUGGAUGCAUCUCUUGGCCGCCCGAGCCUUGCGACAGAACCCCGGCCUCGUGGGCGGCGAAGCCUACUUCUGUUAUGACGAGUCCCCUUACCUGAGCUACGAGGACUUUGACCAGUUGCUGCUGGGCUCGGCGGGUGUGCGUUUGGUGGGCCGGGAGCCCGUGCUGCCCUUCGGCCUCCUCUAUCUGCUAGCCCUCACGUUCGAAACCCUCCAAUGGAUCCUACGGCCCAUCGCCAAGUUUGAGGCCGCCUUCAACCGCUGCACGCUCACCAUAGUAACCACUGCCUUCUCCGUAAGCACAAAUAAAGCUGCUCGCCAUCUUGGUUAUGCCACCCUUGUGCCCUGGCACCAAUGCCAAGCUCGUACAGUGGCUUGGGUAAAAAGCCUCGCUCAAACCGGGCCUGGGCGUGGGCCUGCAAUUUAGCUCAUUUUAGAAUGUUAGAAAAAUAGGUGCAGGAGUAGGGCAUUCGAGCCAGCACCGCCAUUCAAUAUGAUCAUGGCUGAUCAUCUAAAAUCGCUGCCAUGUACUCGCUUUCUCCCAUGUCCCUUGAUUCCGUUAGCUGUAAGAGCUAAAUCUAACUCCCUCUUGAAAACUUCCAGUGAAUUGCCCCCACUGCCUUCUGUGGCAGAGAAUCCCACAGAUUCACCACCCUCUGGGUGGAAUGAUUUCUCCUCAUCUCAUCCUAAAUGGCCAAUCCCUUAAACUGUGUGGCCCCUGGUUCUGGACUCGCCCAACAUCGGGAACAUGUUUCCUGCAUUUUGCCUGUACAAUUCAUGAAGAAUUUUCUGUUUCUCUAAGAUUAUAGAGAUACAAAGUGGAAACACAUAGAAUCUCUUGCCCAGUGAAAGAGUUAAAUAGAAACAUAGAAAUUAGGUGCAGGAGUAGGCCAUUCGGCCCUUCGAGCCUGCACCGCCAUUCAAUAUGAUCAUGGCUGAUCAUCCAACUCAGUAUCCCGUACCUGCCUUCUCUCCAUACCCCCUGAUCCCCUUUGCCACAAGGGCCACAUCUAACUCCCUCUUAAAUAUAGCCAAUGAACUGGCCUCAACUACCCUCUGUGGCAGAGAAUUCCAGAGAUUCACCACUCUCUGUGUGAAAAAAGUUCUUCUCAUCUCGGUUUUAAAGGAUUUCCCCUUUAUCCUUAAGUCCCCCUUUAUCCUUAAUGAAGUCGUAGGUUACAAAAUGGACGCUUAACCUUUCCUCUCUAAACUAGCUGGAUUUCAGUACAAUAACAUUAGAUGCUUUGCCUUAUAACAGUAACACUAACUAGAAUACAGCACAGUAACAUGAAUCUUUUGCCUUUCUUCUAUUUUAGACAAGCGAGAUUUCAGCACAAUAACACUUGAUAUUUUGCUCUAUGAUAUAAACAAUCAGAAAAAUGUUCAGACAACUUGGUUCUUAACCUCUACUCUACAGAUUGUAAUGUACAAACAAUUAAUCAACAAGGUCAAAAAACAAGAAUGCUUAUCUGCAAAAAAUAGCUCCUUCAGCAUAACCAUAUAUGGGCUAACCUUUCCUCUAUCGGAAGCACCUGUCAAUAUUCUGAUUUUAACCAUGUAUGGACAAGGCAAGAGGCUGCACAAUGCUCUCUAAGAUAAAGAAUUUCUGAUUAUUAGGGUAUAAAUAUAUCUGAUUGAACAUUACCUCGGUGUGUGUACAGAGGGACUCUGUAGUAUGCGUUUACAUACUAUGAGAGCUGUCCUCCCACACCCGCCUGGCAAAAUAAAGACGUUACUGUAUUACUAA
Messenger RNA from Leucoraja erinaceus (little skate), 2369 nucleotides. Its product is annotated as 3 beta-hydroxysteroid dehydrogenase type 7-like. The transcript is spliced from 4 exons. Gene Ontology annotation, biological process: steroid biosynthetic process. The coding region runs from base 156 to 1049 and encodes 297 amino acids. The record is from RefSeq and is a predicted model, not a curated record. Lineage: Eukaryota; Metazoa; Chordata; Chondrichthyes; Rajiformes; Rajidae. Gene Ontology annotation, molecular function: 3-beta-hydroxy-Delta5-steroid dehydrogenase (NAD+) activity.